AUGGCCAAGAAGCGUCGUCAUGUAGCCGCGCCACACCGAGCGACAGCCACAGCAAGCCGAGAGGUAUCGGUCGACCAUGAGGCAAUGAAGAAGUCUCUGGAGUCAUUUGGGGCCAAUUAUGACCAAUUAAGAAGCGAAGUGACGGGAAUCUCGGCCAGUUUGGAGCGCACGCUCCUGUUGCAGAGUCUUGUGGCACUCGUCCUGCAAAAUGUACUCAUGGUUGUCCAGAGCGUGUCAACUACGCAGAUCGCGGUGGCAGUUGGAACUGCCGUCUGGAUGACUAGGGAACGUUUCGUGGAGAUGUUCUUGCCUCCUGUUUCCCUUCGAGUCGGCAGUGGCCGAGAAGUCCUUUUGAGAAGUUUAAUCCUUGUGUUGGCUAUAGUCGGACUGGGAGCUGUAUUUUAUCGAGUGGAGAUCCCACCAAGCGUCGUGCAUCUCGUGGCUUUCGCUGCAGUUUUUUUGCUGGAUCUUGUAUCAAUAUAUCUUAGUAAAGCAGCUAGAGGCCGACUUGCGCGCCCACAAAUCCUUUUGGCAGCCGUUGAAGUCACGCACUUGGUCGCUGGCCUUUCAAUUUCUCUCAAUUACGUAAGGAAAUCGUGGUGGAUAUACGAUGAAAUGGCCUUCGCACUCACGGCAGCUACAGCUUUCGUGCACGUUGUUGUACUGCUCACGGCGAAGUAUAUUGUACUCUAUUGCUUUGGCGAUAUGAACGGUGCCUUUAUGGAGACAAAGCAACGCGGAGCAAAGUUAAUGGAGAGAGUAUGGAUCGAUAUCGACCGCUUCGAACCUGAACAGCUUCUCGUGGGAGCCUCAAAGAAAAAGAAAGCUAAGAAUAAGUCUCGUACAAGCUCUUCCAAGACCGUCAGCGUCACUGCUGGCAAUGACAAAAGCGCGCUUCCAAAGAAGCAGUCGGUAUUCAAAGAGCCUCGUGUGCAGCUUGCUGUGUUGACACUGGUGCAGAUAUUGCUUCUGCUUUCUCAACUCGUGCUCUCUGUAUAUGUCCUGCAUUCGUGGGAGAUGAUAAGCGUGCUGAUGCUUAGUAGCUCCCACGUGCUCUGGACACUCGGUCAAGUGCGGCGAAAAGUGCUUUCACGCAAGACAAUUACAUCGGCAGACCAGAAACUAUAA
Phytophthora infestans T30-4 is the source of this 1128-nucleotide messenger RNA. RefSeq lists its product as uncharacterized. The record is from RefSeq and is a predicted model, not a curated record. Bases 1 to 1128 code for a protein of 375 amino acids. The transcript has 6 exons. Lineage: Eukaryota; Oomycota; Peronosporomycetes; Peronosporales; Peronosporaceae.